This is a messenger RNA of Cyphellophora europaea CBS 101466, 1155 nucleotides long. RefSeq lists its product as uncharacterized. Bases 1 to 1155 code for a protein of 384 amino acids. The transcript is spliced from 3 exons. The record is from RefSeq and is a predicted model, not a curated record. Lineage: Eukaryota; Fungi; Ascomycota; Eurotiomycetes; Chaetothyriales; Cyphellophoraceae.
AUGGAAAACCUGACUACUGUAAAGAGGCAGGAUGUAGUCGUGCCACCGUUCCAACCAGACUUAAGUCAAUUGGCUCUUUCGGCUCUGAUCUGGAUCGAGCUCGUCGCCUGUUUCUUUUUUGUCACCCUACGCACUUGGGUGCAGUACCGCAACAGCAAGAGACUAUUCAGCAACGACUGGCUGAUAUUUGCGGCAAUUGUCUGCCAUGCUGGUGCCGUGGCAGUUUGUCAGCUCGCAAUUCCGUACAUGUACGAUAUCGAGAGGCUCAAGCUGGUGCUAGAAGCUGGAGGCACGCCUUCUACGCAAAUGGUGGCCAGCGCUCAGACCUUCUUGCAGUUUCAAUUCGCGUUAUUGCUGCUGCUUUGGACCACACUCUGGCUGGUGAAAUUCUCGCUGCUGAUAUUCUUCUGGCGUCUGUUCGAGUCAGUCCACACCAAGGUUCGAAUAUUCUGGUACAUCAUGUUGGCCGUGACCGCAUCGACCUAUAUCGUCACGAUAUUCGUACAGCUCUUCGCCUGUGGAUCGCCUCAAAACUUCUUCAAACUGUCCGGCUGUGCGGACUCCUAUCAUAUGUAUCUGUCGAAUCUUGUCUUCCUGUUCUCGGCCGGAAGCGACAUCGCUGGCGACGUCUUGAUUCUUCUCAUUCCUUUUCCGCUGCUCUGGAAACUGCGAACGACGCGACAACAGAAGGUUAUACUCGUCAUCAUUUUCCUGCUGCCCCUGGUCCCGAUCAUCUUUGGCGUUUUGAGACUGGUUCUCUGCAACCCUGUCACAGGAGUAGUGAACGUCAUCCGGUUCCAGCUUUACUCGCUGCUCGAAAACACCGCAGCUAUCAUCACCGCAUGCCUGCCAUCGUUAAGACUCUUCGUGACAAGUUCACGCAACAACAGCAGAGCCACAGGGACUGUUUAUUAUAAUGGGGGCUCUGGCCUGUCACGAAGUGCGAAAAGUCGAGGCCACGACCAGUCAGGACCCGUCCGUCUCGGUAGCUCCGCAACAGAGCAAGACGGAACACCAUUUGACACCAGGGCAUUCUCAAGAGUAGAGUCAGAAGAGGAGGCUGGUAUCUGCGGAAAGGGGAUGAUGAUGACCAGCCUCACAGGAAGAGAAGCAUCUGAUGUCUCAGAUCCGGCGGUUGAUCUCAAGCAUACCUAG